GUUAUUUAGAGACAGGCGCUGGGAAUAUUCGCCCAUAAUAGACACAGAAGACAGGAAAUAUCGAGCUGUAUCGCGAUAAAUAUUUACAGAAAAGACGAAUAGGGGAAUUUAUUGAUCAGGUCGCGUCGGUAAAAGCGGCUCUGAUCGCCGGGAGAAAGAGGAGGUUCGAAUCUCUGCUUUUUGCGUUUGUGAAUCGGUUGAACCAGGAGGGGGAUGAGGCUGCAGUCGGAGUCGAGACUCUCUCUGGGUUUUAUGUCGCUGUUAUCCGAACAAAGCUGCAGGUUUUCGAUAAAAGCGCACGCAGGAAGUAGUAGAGGGCUCUUGCGACCGUUCAGUUGUGAAAAGCAGUGAGGUGUUUUUGUAAAGAAGCGGAAAUAAAAGCCACCGCACGCUACAUUUGUUACAGUUUUACUGCAGCGGGUUACACUGUAACCUCCUUCAGGGUCAAAGCCAGAGGCUCACAGGAAGCAGCGCGGAUAGAGCUCCCUUAGUUUAACCUCCGUUAGAAAACUUGGACGAAAAAAAACCCCCAUAAGCAAUGAAGCUGUUGGAGAACUCAAGCUUUGAAGCGCUCAGCUCUCGGCUGUGUGUGGAAACCGGAGAUUCGCACAUCCUCGGCAGGAUCGAGAGCUACUCUUGCAAGAUGGCUGGUGACGACAAGCACAUGUUUAAGCAGUUCUGCCAGGAGGGGGAGCCACAUGUCCUGGAGGCUCUUUCACCUCCACAGACCAGCAGCGCUCCGAGUCCUAACCUGUUGGGGAAGAGCGGUGAUGAAGCAGAGAACCCUCUGAGCGAUAAGUGUUGCAGGAAGACUCUGUUCUACCUCAUCACCACACUGAACGAAUCGUUCCGUCCCGAUUACGACUUCAGCGCCGCCCGAGCUCACGAGUUCAGCCGCGAGCCGAGCUUCAACUGGGUGGCGAAUGCUGUGAACAGCAGCUUGUACUCAUCUGUAGGGGAGGAGUUUAACACUCUCGGUCCGGAGCUGUGGAAUGCCAUUGAUCAGGAGAUCAGCCUGCAGAGCUGUGACAUUUACAGCUACAACCCGGAUCUAGAUUCAGACCCUUUUGGUGAGGAGGGCAACCUCUGGUCUUUCAACUACUUCUUCUACAACAAGAAACUCAAACGCAUAGUGUUCUUCACAUGCCGCUCUGUAAGCGUCCUCAGUAGCUAUGGUCGCAGUUGCCUUGACAACGAGCUGGACAUGGAGCUGGAUGAUGAGGAAGAAGUGGAUGGCUUCAAUGAGGACAGGUUCCCCCGAGCCCUGUGUGUGUAAAUCCAGCUCGAUCAUCAGCUAACAAGAUGUCACCUUUUUUCCUCUUCUCAUUUCUGCACUCUUUCCUUGAUCUUGAUAAACUGAUGGAUUUCAUUUAUCUGGGCUGUAUAGCCAUGAAAGUUCAGAUGUUAUGAAAUGGAGUAAUUGUAGUCAGAUUGGAUACAUGUCUGCGUAUAGAAGGCGCUUUGGACACUGAGGACUGCUUGUGGACGUUCUGGAAAUAUCAAGGAGGUUUAAUACAAGAUGACUGUUUGGCUAAAAUUCCACACGAGCCUGAAUGCUACGCUCUUCUCUUCACGUCUGACUGUUUAAUUUUUCCCAGGAAAUGAUGUCAGUACAUCAACAUGUCCUACAUGCACCAGCAGUUAAGAUAGGAGGGGCGAGUCAUAGUUGCCUAAUAACCUCCAUCCAGCCACAUGUGAAUAAGGCUUGUGAUUUUGUCUUCAUUUCAGCAUUUUUACUGGCUUUUUUUUUUAUCUGUCUUUAUAUUCUUGUGUUCAUUUUUUUUUUUAAAAUAUUUUAACUUUUUUUUUUUUUUUGUGUGUGUUUUAAUUCAGAGAUUUUACCACAACAGCUUUUAUCGCACUGAAAGAAAUGUGCCUGGUUUGUGAAAGUUUCUUGGUGAACCUUCGUGUGUGAUGCUGUGAUGUGAAACGGAGGUCCACAGGAGUCUAGAUUGUCUCUCACAAAUCAAGGGCAUCCUUUAUAAAAGCUUUUGUACACAACCA
Molecule: messenger RNA, 2004 nt
Organism: Neoarius graeffei (lesser salmon catfish)
Lineage: Eukaryota; Metazoa; Chordata; Actinopteri; Siluriformes; Ariidae
Gene: maf1b
Product: MAF1 homolog, negative regulator of RNA polymerase III b
Exons: 8
Coding region: 539-1276 (245 amino acids)
Biological process (GO): negative regulation of transcription by RNA polymerase III
Cellular component (GO): nucleus
Molecular function (GO): RNA polymerase III core binding
Source: RefSeq, a predicted model, not a curated record